UGAAACUGCCCCGCGAUCGAUGAGCUGAUGGAAGGCGGCGAAGACAUAACGGAAUUAUUAUUUAAGAGAAAAGUUGGAUUUCAAAUCAAGUCCCUGAAAGAUUCACAUUGGAUCCAUUUGACCGUAACAUCUCCACAUUCUCAUAUUCUAUCAUCAAGCAGAAGUUGACAUUGCUUCUAUCCAACAAACAUCUUGCUCAUCGAGUCAUCUCGUCCAUCUGUCUGAAUCAAGGCUUGUUAGUUGGUUGGCUGGCUGAUGCCUCCUAUCCCCAAAUUCAGCUUCACAAAACCCAUUGCAUACAGUCUCAGUGGCAUCGCCCUCUUAGCAUCUGCAGGCGCAUACACAUAUCGACGGCAGCUUCUCCAUCUGCAACAACAGCAACAGCAGCGAUCCCAGUCGCCAAUAUUCCCAGGAAAUAAAAGUCCCAACUCACCAAUAGUCUCAGCGGCAACCGCAUCUUCUUUAAAAAUGGCCGUUACAACCCCUUUUCAGACUCUCUUCGCAGUGCCCAUGCAUUGUGAAAGUUGCGCCAAAGACAUUUCGCAAGCCUUGUUCAAAGUAUCCGGCAUCACAAAGGUUGAACCAGACGUCAAGGAGCAGCUGGUGACAAUUGAAGGAACCGCACCACCAUCAGCCAUCGUCGAUGCCAUUCAAGCCACCGGACGUGAUGCCAUCCUCCGCGGUUCAGGAGCUUCAAACAGCGCGGCAGUAAGCAUCCUAGAAACCUACUACCGCCGCUCCGUCCAAGAAGCCGCCGCCUCCGCCUCAGCCAGUAAGCCAGCCGGCAGCUGGAUCAACCAACGCCUCGUCCGCGGCCUCGCCAGGAUGGUCCAAGUAAGCCCCACAGAAACAGUCGUCGACCUCACCAUCCGCGGCCUCUCACCAGGAAAAUACCGGGCCACCAUCCGCGCCUACGGAAACCUCCAGGACGGGGUCACCUCUGCGGGCCCCAUCUGGAGCGGGACCACCACCACAACAACUGCUGACAGCGAAACAAAACCCACCACCCCUCGUGGAAUCCUGGGUACGGUAGAGAUAGGAUCAGACGGACGGGGAACCGUCUUCCUCAACCACCCCUUCCAGGUGUGGGAGGUCAUCGGCCACGCUCUGGUUAUCUCACCCAAUGACGAGAGCGACGAGGGGAAGCCCCUGACCAAUGAUGAGAACACCGUGGUUGGGAUCAUCGCGAGGAGUGCCGGGGUUUGGGAUAAUGAUAAGACUGUUUGCUCCUGCACGGGGAAGACCUUGUGGGAGGAAAGGAAGGAUGAGGUAUCAAAAGGGAUGCUGUGAUUGAGAAGGCCCUUGGAUGGGAAGGGGGGGCUUGUUUCGAAAGGGGGAGUGAUAUUUCUGCCAAGAGAUAUGGAUCUUGUUGUAAAACAAUUAAGCUUACUUUUUGAACGAAAAUGGGGAUUCUUUACUAUGGCGAAUGUCGUCUCUUCUGGUCCUGGAGGCUGGAUAAAGACAGGUCAGGGUUGAUAGGCGAUAGUGGUGAGACUUGAGGUGGCCGCCACAAGGAGGCGGCCUGGUUUCAUCAAACACGCAAAAU
This is a messenger RNA of Podospora pseudopauciseta, 1546 nucleotides long. RefSeq names its product copper chaperone (gene CCS1). The coding region runs from base 256 to 1290 and encodes 344 amino acids. NCBI's taxonomy places the organism in Eukaryota, Fungi, Ascomycota, Sordariomycetes, Sordariales, Podosporaceae. Gene Ontology annotation, cellular component: cytoplasm. The record is from RefSeq and is a predicted model, not a curated record. The transcript has 4 exons. Gene Ontology annotation, biological process: superoxide metabolic process. Gene Ontology annotation, molecular function: copper ion binding; superoxide dismutase copper chaperone activity.